AUGUGCUCAGGGAUGUCCAAAGUACAGCGGAGAAAACAUGCCCCUCCCCCACCCCCACCUCGUCGAGAAUCUCUUCUCUGUGAAAACAAAAGUGAACCAAGUACACCAGGAACUCCAGGUACUCCACAAACUCCAAUGACGCCCCAGACCCCAGUGACACCACAGACCCCAGUGACACCUCAGACCCCAGGUACUCCACAAACACCAAUGACCCCUUAUACCCCACCUCCACCACUACCACCUCCAGCAUCUGCAGAGACGGGAGUGGUGGUGGAUGGCAUGAUGGGAAAGGCAAUUGUAGAGGAAGAAGAAGUUCAGACAACAAGGAAAACAAUUUCAGCACCAAUGGUACCAAAUAUGCACAACAAAACAUCAGAUACAGUAGAUGAGAAAAUGAUUUUAAAUGCUGACGGGGCAGCAUUGGAUGGUCAAGCUGGCAGUCAUAAUUUUGCUAUUGCUACUGAAUACCUUGGAGAUGCAUGGGUGCUACAUGGUGUUGAAAAGAUCAAGAAAGAUGCAAAGAUCAAUGUUCGGGAGAGCAUUCUUGCUUUGCAGAGUGUUGUUGAAUAUUUCAAGGAGACAGUGCCAGAGCUUGACCAACUCUGCUCACAGGCACUGACAGUAAUUACAAAGUUACAUGGCCCAGAUGUUAAUAUUCUUGCAAAAGACCUGCAAAUGGCCUUGAAAAAUGUGGAAGAGAUUACUACUAUAUGUAGGCAGGAAGAUCAUUUUACUGAUGAAGCUAACAGACGACUUUCAAAACAACUUCAGUCUGUUAUCACCGAGUUGCUUGCUUUAGACAACAAAGUUUCUUCAACAGCUUUAGCUUCUAAGCAUUAUGAGAUCGUGGAAACAUUGAUAUCUUUAUCUGAAGGACAAGAAGUAUAUCCUGCUGUCAAGGAGAGUGUGAAGGAUGUGAUGAAAUUAAUGUGCAAUUGUGACCGCCAUAUUAGCCACAUCCUCAUUAACUCCUCAGUACCACUCUCGCUUAUUAGUGAAAUCAAGAGUACUGAAAAGGUUACUGUUGAAUUCUGUAACUCUGCAACAUUACUGGCAGCCAUUUUAGCUGGAGAAGACUCUCUCCCUGUUGAUAUUCACAAUAAUAUAGACAUCCUGUUACUAGUGAAGCUGUUAAAUUUCAUUGAGAAUCCUGGAGGAACAAUGUAUGCAGAAGCUGUAUCAGUAGAUCUUAUGACUCUAAUAUUGGCAUAUAACUUACAUCAUAGAAAUAAUGUGCAAAAUAAUGUGUUGAUGCAAGCACUGAUCCAUGAAAAUAUCCAAUACCCUGAAGUGCUACUAGAAAAGGUGCUUCUAUUCUUCAAUAGAGGAGUGGAUUUGCUUGUUGACCAGGGUUUGCUGAAUGUCCAUAAUAAUUCAGUAAUUCAGUUUCUGAAGGACAUGUUUAGUCAUGAUGACACAAGUAAUAUGUAUUAUACAAAUGAUGUCAAAGUGAUGCUGGACAUUGUGCUACGUAACAUUACAGAUAAACCACACGGAGAUAAGGAAAGGACAGAGAACCUGAAAUUGUUGAAAAAUGUAAUUGACCGAUCGUUCUAUGAGGAGGAACAAUACCGAAAGUCUGAAUUCAGUGAAUGUUUCCGAAGCAUUCUUGGCGAAGAUGAAUCUGAACAAACACAGAUGGACAAGGACAUUAUCAAUUCCAUUUUGGUCAGUCAUGAAGGCUGGUUCUUUAAAUGA
Acanthosepion pharaonis is the source of this 1698-nucleotide messenger RNA. The record is from the annotation of a GenBank genome assembly. Lineage: Eukaryota; Metazoa; Mollusca; Cephalopoda; Sepiida; Sepiidae.